UAGCGUCAGUGUGUUUGAGGCCACACGUGGGUGCAGCGUGUCUGAACAGGGGCUCCGGUCAUGGGGAAAGUGGGGAAACUUCGUUCCGGCGUUGCCGGUAAAGUGAAACGGUGGAAAAAGGGGCAUAGCAGCGACUCCAAUCCCGAGGUCCGCCGACACAGGGAGGCAGCUCGGAGCCGUUUCUUCAGUCGCCCCUCGGGCAAAAGUGACUUGACGGUAGAUGCUCUCAAACUUCACAAUGAUCUGCAGUCGGGCUCACUGUCCUUAUCAAACAAAGCUGAGAACACCCAAGAAUACAUGGAAGAUGGGAAUGAGAUGGCGAUGACAGUGAAAUCUGGUGUUUCUUUCCUGAGUGGCUUGUCUGAUUGCACUAAUGUUACGUUUGGGAAAGUGCAGAGAUACUGGGAAUCUAACUCUGCUGCUCAUAAAGAGAUCUGUGCUGUGCUGGCUGCCGUCACUGAAGUGAUCCGUUCGCAGGGAGGCAGCGAGACAGAAACUGAAUAUUUUGCUGCCCUGAUGACGACACUGGAAGCAGUUGAAUCUUCAGAGUCUUUGGCGGCAGUUGCCUACCUGCUUAACCUGGUCCUCAAGAGAGUUCCAGGUCCAGUGCUGAUCAAGAAAUUUUCAGACACCUCUAAGGCUUUCAUGGAUAUCUUGGCCUCACAGGCAAACUGUGGAGGCACCUCCGCUGUCCGUUGGAUUGUCUCUUGCCUGGCUGUACUACUACGGAAACAGGACCUGUCUGCUUGGAGCUACCCAUCAACUCUACAAGUGUAUCAUGGAUUGCUUAGCUUCACAGUUCAUGCAAAACCUAAAAUCCGAAAGGCUGCCCAGCUUGGCGUGUGCUCCAUCUUGAAAGGCAGUGAGUUCAUGUUUGCAGAUUCCGCACCCAGUCAUCACCCAGCCGCACCAUCCACUGCCAAAUUCUGCAUCCAAGAAAUUGAGAAAUCUGGAGGUAAUAAAGAAGCCACAACAACCUUACACAUGUUAACCCUACUGAAGGACUUGCUGCCUUGUUUCCCUGUUAAUAUUGCAAAGUCUUGUUGUGAGACAUUGCUGAAGGUUAUGACGUUGAGCCACGUGUUAAUCACAGCAUGUGCAAUGCAGGCAUUUCACGGCCUCUUCAGUUCACUUUCCAGCCCCUCGACGUUGACCCCUGAGCUCAACGCCCAGAUCAUUACAGCUCUGUAUGACUACCUGCCCAAUGAGAAUGAUCUGCAGCCGUUGCUGGCUUGGCUAGCUGUCAUGGAAAAAGCCCAUAUUAAUCUGUCUAGGUUGCACGGUGAACUCUGCCUUGGUCACCUUCCACGACUCUUCACCGUGUCCAUGAACUGCUUCUUGUCUCCUCAUGUGCAGGUUGUGUCUGCAGCCGCUAAAACAUUGAAGUCUCUCCUUACAGAGUGUGUCGCAGCUAAUGUUGGCAGCAUCGGCACAGUCUCUCCUUCACCUUCAUCUGGACCGGCGUUGCUCGUUUUUAAAAUGUUCAAGAUUGUUGAAGAGGGUCUAACGUACAAGUUCCAUGCUUCCUGGCCCUACAUCCUACAGGUGUUGCAGACUUUCUUUGAGGUUGCUGGAAAGCAGUGCCAUCCAUUUAUGAAAAAAUGUUUGCAGUCUCUAGCUGACCUGCGCGUUUCGACACAUUUCCCAUAUGCUGCGGAUCUAGAUCAGGCCAUAGGGGCAGCUGUGGAGAGUAUGGGACCUGAAAUUGUCUUGAAUGCUGUUCCCCUACAGAUUGAUGGCACAGAGGAGCAGUGCGACUUCCCUCGCAGCUGGCUCGUACCAGUCAUUCGAGACCACGUGAAGAACACGGAGCUUGGGUUUUUUACGAGGUACUUCUUGCCUCUGGCCACCAGAGUGAAAAGUCGAGCUGGUGAACUGGCACAGGCGGGGAGAAAUCUCGAAGCCAAAAUUUAUGACACUCUGCAGUGGCAAAUGUGGACGAUGCUCCCUGGAUUCUGCACCAAACCAGUCGAUGUUGCUACCUCUUUUAAAAACAUUGCUCGCCACCUAGGAAUGGCAAUCAGCGAUCGACCUGACCUCCGUCUCACCGUCUGCCAGGCUCUCCGCACCCUCAUUAGCAAGGGCUGUGAAGCAGAGGCCGACAGAGCCGAGGUGGCACGGUUUGCCAAGAACUUUCUCCCCAUUCUGUUCAAUGUGUACAGCCAGCAGCCGGGACCGGGAGAAGGAGCCGCAAACAGACUUCCGGUACUCGAUACAGUCAAAGCUUACCUCACCAUCACAGACAAUCAGAUGGUCAGCAAUUUCUUGGAAAAAGCAAGCAGCAAAUUGACUGAAGCAGAUGAUUCAGAAACCACAAGGUUGUACGUGCUGGAUCUCAUUGUGGCCAUGGUCCCCUAUGCUGAUCAAGUUUCCAUGACCAAGGUGUACCAGACCAUUCUGCCAUACUUGGAGGAUAAAAACAACAGCAUGCAGAAGAAAGCAUACAGGGUCCUGGAAGAGAUCUGUGGAGGGGAAAGACCUCCCUGUAAAGAGUUUGUGAAUAUCAACCUUGAAGAUCUUAAGAAGACUCUGCUGGGUUCGCUGAAAAGUGCUUCAUCGCCAGCGAAAAGGCCGCGUCUGAAAUGCCUGAUCCACAUUGUGAAGCAGCUUGGAGCCGAUCAUGAAGAAUUCAUAGCCUCAAUUAUCCCAGAGGUAAUGAUCUGUACCAAAGAAGUGUCGGUAGGAGCUCGGAAGAACGCGUAUACUCUGCUGGCAGAGAUAGGACACGCUUUCUUGCGCUUCAGGGAAGACCAGAAAGAGGCUAUGGAGUGCUACCUGGCCGUCGUCUAUGCUGGAUUGACCGGCUCAGUCACGAUGAUCAGUUGUGCUGUGCUUACACUUACAAGACUGCUGUUUGAGUUCAAAGAUCAGAUGGGAGUGGGGGUUAUUGAGCACUUGCUGGAGAAUGUGUGCCUGCUCCUCAUCUCAAAGACACGUGAAGUGGUGAAAGCGGCUCUGGGUUUCAUUAAGGUUGUUAUCUUCAUGAUGGAUAUGACCGUUCUCUCCAAGCAUGUGCAGAUGAUGUUGGAGGCGAUUGGAAAUAUAAACAGUGACAUGAGGCGUCAUUUCCGCGUAAAACUCCGGAACAUGUUCACCAAAUUUAUCCGGAAGUUUGGGUUUGAGCUGGUGAAAAGCAUGCUCCCAGAGGAGUAUCACAAAGUCUUGGUGAACAUACGCAAGGCGGAGGCAAAGAACAAGAAACAAAAAGCCAUCAAAGAGGCGGCAUCACAGGACGAAGAUGACGACGACAACAAGGCUGCAAAACCCAAAGGAGAUGGUAUAGAAGACCUCUUGGCAGAUACAGAUGAUGAAGAUGAUGAGGAUGAGAAGCCAACAAAGAAACAGAAGAAGCAGGUCAGGCAGAAGACAAGUGCUUGGUUAAAGGAGGGAGAGGAAGAUGAGCCUCUUAACUUCCUUGAUCCAAACGCAGCACAGAGAGUCUUGGCCACAAAACCAGAAUUUAAGUCCAGCAAAUUACAGCAUGACUUUAAAACCAGCGCAGACGGACGUCUUAUAAUCCCAGAUGACGAAGCAGAGGAAGAGAAAUCAAAAGAAGGAGUGGAUGAAGAGAUGGCGGAUCUUAUGCAGGAAGUUGGAAUCCGGACUAAAAAAGCACAAAAGAAGCGCUUUAGAGAAGAUAAUGAUGAUGAUGAGGCUGUGGAAAAAUCAUCACAAUACAAAGCUGGAGGUGCCGGGAUACACAGGCCGCUGUCCAAAAAGACUGACGUAGGAACAAAUUACAAAUCUAAGAAAGGAAAAGGGGAUGUAAAGCAGAAAGGCAGGCACGACCCAUAUGCCUAUAUCCCCCUAAACAAAGCCAAGCUGAACAGAAGGAAACAGGCAAAGAUGCAAGGCCAGUUCAAAGGCUUGGUGAAGGCGGCACAGAAAGGCGCCCAGGCUGGCCGAAGGAAGAGGAAAGAGAAAAAGGCUUAAGAUGCUCUGAUUUUUGGGGACUUAUCACUUGGCAUUUCUUGUGCUGCUCUGUGGACUGAUAUAACUGAGGAAGCGUGUGCAAUGCAUAAGAUACAAGAAAACUUAGUGUUACCAAAUGGUUUUAUCUUUGCAAAAAUUGUGUGUGUGUGAAGGGUUAACUAAUUUACACCCCUUUAUAAUCCAUUACAGUGAUCCAUGGUCUACUUGUAAGGAGCUCCUCCGACCUCACUCUGGUUUGGUAUAUUAGCUUUUUUUCUUCAGAUAAGUCCUAAAGCAGUUACAGCAGCUAGAAAAGUGAGAGUCCAAUGCAGUCCUAUUAAAAGAUGGCUAAACGUGACCUUAACUGCAUCGUGACCUUCACAGUAUUGGCCCCCCGGAGACAUAUAUUGGGUUUUAGCCCAGUUUAUUUCCUUUUACAGUGGAGUUUUACGUUGUAUUUAAGACCAAAACUGUAAUGCUUAUCAUCAAACUAAUUUCCAAAAUCUGAAUCCAAACCUUUUGCUGCCAGAUAAGAGACAGGUUUAACUUUUUCUAGUGUUUGAGGUGUGAUUAAGUUAGCACAGAUUUCCCUUGUGGCAUUACAGCUGCGCUGGUCUGUUCUGACACUUUGCACAGUGAACAUUGAAGACAUCGUACAUAUGUUACUGUUUAAAAGAUAUGUUAGAAUGAAUAAAACCUUUAACAACA
Messenger RNA from Spea bombifrons (plains spadefoot toad), 4620 nucleotides. It is a transcript of the gene RRP12, whose product is annotated as ribosomal RNA processing 12 homolog. The transcript is spliced from 34 exons. The coding region runs from base 61 to 3933 and encodes 1290 amino acids. NCBI's taxonomy places the organism in Eukaryota, Metazoa, Chordata, Amphibia, Anura, Pelobatidae. The record is from RefSeq and is a predicted model, not a curated record.